AUGGGAAACAGAAAAAGCACUCGUCGUACUAGUUUGCCUCCUCCUGCUCCUCCUCCGAUACCUCCUCCUAGGUUUACUGAUAUACCAAUUACUUCAACUUCAACAACUAUUUAUCCACCAAUGCUACCACGCCGACGUCAACGAAACCGUCUUCUUCCUAAAAUCCGUGCCAUUUUUAUACCCCAGGCUCCUUCGGCUGGAGUUUGUGCCUUACCAAUGGCUGUUGCAAUGCCAGUAACAUAUCCAUGUGCCAAUUUCGGUAUCGCAGGAUACGGAGUCAAUGGAUAUGGAGGAUAUGGAUAUGGGUAUGGAGGAUAUGGAUAUGGAUAUGGAUAUGGAGGAUACGCAUGUUGCUGUUGUUGCUAA
Messenger RNA from Rotaria sp. Silwood1, 366 nucleotides. The record is from the annotation of a GenBank genome assembly. Lineage: Eukaryota; Metazoa; Rotifera; Eurotatoria; Philodinida; Philodinidae.